AGGGCAGGGCGCCAUUGUUGAUCCACUGGGGUGAGGAAGAUGGCCCGGGGCAGGUGGAGGCAGGAAAGGUCCCCUACCUGGCUGAGGUGCCCAGGUCUUUGAAGGAGGAGGAAGGAGGCCGGGGAGAAGACAGGACCCGUGGAGACUUCUUUCCAUUCAAGCAACCAACUUUGGAGGGCGCCAACAUGCCUGGAGAAGAACUCCGUCCGAGCCCAUCUCCAGGCGGCCCAAGGGAAGUCGAAAGAGGAGGAGAGGCCCAACCUUCUCCAGGGGAUGCAACACAACUCACGGGAGAGCAGAAGACCUCAUCCAAGCCCGACCACCAAGCAGGAUCAGAUCAUCUCCAGAACAUGGGGACCAGGCUCAACCCAGGCUUCGUAGAAGAGCCUCCUCCCUAUGCUCCACCGGAUCCAAAAGACGCCCACUUGUACCCGCCAUUCCACGCCAACGUUCCACCACGGAGUUGCGUCUUUUACCAGCCGACAGCUGCACCCCACGCCCUAAGCCAACCACCCAAUGCAUUCUCCGGCCCCUGUCCUCACCCCAUCGGUGCCUGGCCUGGCGAGAGCCCUCUGGUUGGUGACCAGAGGCUGCCACCCAAAGAUUAUAUGAUGGAAUCUGUACUAGUGACAAUUUUCUGCUGCUUGUUCACGGGCCUGAUAGCCCUUGUCUAUUCCCACGAGACCCGGGCUGCUCUGAAACGAGGUGACCUCAUCCAAGCCAUGAGGGCUUCCUACAAAGCUCACUCGCUCAUCUUGUUCAGCCUCUUCUUCGGCCUCUUUGUGUCCCUCAGUUGGAUUAUCUACGUGGUGGUAACCCUGUAUCUAUGAUCCCAGAAGGUUGGGAUGGACCGUGGAAUUUCCUACAAAGUUGUGGUAUGGAGUCCUCAUCCUCUUCAACCAGUUUGGGGACCAAUUUCUCAUGCUGGCACUUUCUUUUGUCUCUUCUCCAAACCCAGCCACAUCAGGAAGGAACAAUUGUCCUACAGGAAGUGAUGAGAUCUCACCAUCACCACCACCAAGCUGGAAGGAUGUCUUCAUAGCGCAUAGCGCUGACAUCUUCUUUCGGAGCUUCCCGAGGCUCACUUAAUUGCUAUCUCGUCACUUAAAAAAAAUAAAUAAAUACACAAACAGCCUGGUCCAAGGUUUAAAGGAAAUUCUAGACUCUCCUUGGAAAAGCUACACGCUAUCCUUGGGGCAGGUCAGGAGAGUGAUCAUCGGUCCAGGGGUUCUUCUGGCAUCGAGACCAAAUCAAGGGCACUGUCCCGUGAAGACCUCAGGAACUCCAUACUGACUUUAAUGGAGGAUACUCCAUUACGAACAAUAAAUGCUGGAAGGAUUUUUACCCAUUCCUGUUCAUUUUGUGACCAUUGACCUACAGGUGUAAAUAGGGGGUCAGCAACUGAUCUUAAUUCCCUCCUUGCUUGGGUAAAAAGAUGGAUGGAUGGAUGGAUGGAUG
Molecule: messenger RNA, 1458 nt
Organism: Pseudonaja textilis
Lineage: Eukaryota; Metazoa; Chordata; Lepidosauria; Squamata; Elapidae
Gene: PRRT1B
Product: proline rich transmembrane protein 1B
Cellular component (GO): membrane
Source: RefSeq, a predicted model, not a curated record